Messenger RNA from Sander lucioperca (pikeperch), 7577 nucleotides. RefSeq names its product tight junction protein ZO-2. The transcript is spliced from 24 exons. Gene Ontology annotation, molecular function: cell adhesion molecule binding. Gene Ontology annotation, biological process: protein localization to cell-cell junction; cell-cell adhesion; establishment of endothelial intestinal barrier. NCBI's taxonomy places the organism in Eukaryota, Metazoa, Chordata, Actinopteri, Perciformes, Percidae. The record is from RefSeq and is a predicted model, not a curated record. Gene Ontology annotation, cellular component: plasma membrane; bicellular tight junction. The coding region runs from base 150 to 3917 and encodes 1255 amino acids.
AGGGUGGAUAAGUGCCUUCUCCUGUGGGAAGCUGACUUUGGUUGUGAUGCCGUAAACUGGACCAUGCUGGAGCAGGAUUCUGCUAGUCAGAGCUGUGGGUUUGGAAGGGUGGGGGGGCCACAGCCGCAGAGGACGCUCCACAGUUAGCCAUGAGUCUGGAGUGGCUCCCGCGCGGCUGCUGCGCCGGCUACCCCAGUUGGCAUCGCUGCAGGCUGGCCGGGACGGGCAAGAUCGCGGCCUCAGAUGGUUGUAGGCAAGGGGGAGGCAGCAGCGACGGUGGGGGGGCCAGGAUCCAGCUGAGGGGGCUGGACACCGAACAGCUGAAAGGCAGCCUGGUGGUCCUCUACGCACCUGCUGGGAACUCCUAUCUGAUCAGAUUGAGCUCAGGGAUGGAGGAGAUGGUCUGGGAGCAGUACACAGUCAACCUGCAGCGGGACUCCAAGAUGGGUUUUGGCAUCGCUGUGUCAGGUGGGCGGGACAACCCCAACGUGGACAACGGUGAGACGUCAAUCAUCGUGUCAGACGUGCUGCAGGGAGGACCAGCUGAUGGAUUACUCUUUGAGAAUGAUCGUGUCAUUCAGGUCAACUCCAUCCCCAUGGACAACGUGCCUCACUCCUUUGCUGUGCAGUCCCUUCGUAAAUGUGGUAAAGUGGCUAAAAUAACGGUGAAGAGACCUCGUAAGGUCCACUCACUGAAGCAGCCCCCCUCCCCAGACGGAGACAGUCGGGAGUACGCCCCCUCCACCCACUACUACGACGCUGACAAUGACAACGGCUGGUACCGCGACGAAGGCCGGGACCACAUCUCGGACAGCAAAGGAUACCUGGAGCCCGAGUACAGAGGAGGGCGGGACUCCAACCAGAGAGGAAGGAGCCGCGGGAGGAGCCAUGAGAGAAGCUCGCCCAGCCCGGAGAGAUCCCGGAGGGAGGGCAGCCGGGGGCGAGCCCUGGACACCAGCGCCGACCGCCAGCGGUACCCCAGCCGCGGUCGCAGCCCCGGGGACAGCUACCGCAUGGAGGACAAGUAUGAGCGGGGCGAAGGAGGAGGAGGAGGAGGAAGAGGAGGCAGGUACAGCAGCAGGGACCAGCUCAACGACAACCCCCCAUCCCCAGGAGCUUCCAGAGCGCUGGAGCCACUGGACAAACCUGUCAACGUCCUGCUGGUGAAGAACAGACCCAGCGAAGAGUACGGUCUGCGUCUGGGGAGUCAGAUCUUCAUCAAACAGAUGACCAGCACAGGCCUGGCUGCCAAAGACGGGAACCUGCAGGAGGGAGACAUCAUUCUCAAGAUCAAUGGGACAGUGACGGAGAACCUCUCUCUGCACGAUGCUGGGAAGCUUAUAGAGAAGUCGCGGGGGAAGCUGCAGCUGGUGGUGCAGAGAGACCGCCGUCAGAUCCUGGUCCGCAUCCCCCCCCUCGCGGACUCUGACUCUGAUAAUGACGACAUAUCAGAGAUGGAGUCAUACCAUUCCUAUUCUCCCCCAGAGGAGAGGAGGUCCCGCCAGUCAGACCUGUCCUCCCACUCUUCUAAUGAGAGAGACAACCCCAGGGAAGAACCCAUGAGGACAGCCAAGAUGUCAGCCAUGGCCUCCCCAUUCCGAGUCCCUGAGGACCCCCAGGCAUCUGCUGAGCUGAGCAAAGACACAGUGCACAUUGAGGAGCCUCCAGUUGCUGUAACAGCCACGCCCAAGAUUCUCCUCCGACCAAGUCCAGAAGAUGAAAAAAUAUAUGGGCCCAACACAGUGAUGGUGAAUUUCCAGAAGGGAGACAGUGUGGGGCUGAGGCUGGCAGGAGGAAAUGAUGUCGGCAUCUUCAUUGCUAGUGUUCAAGAGGGCAGUCCUGCUGAGGAAGAGGGCCUGCGCAUCGGAGAUCAAAUCCUAAAGGUGAACAAUGUAGAUUUUCAAGGUGUAGUGAGAGAGGAAGCAGUGCUCUUCCUGCUGGAGAUUCCUAAAGGGGAAGUGGUCACCAUCCUGGCACAGAGCAAACCUGACGUCUAUAAUGAUAUCUUGGUGUCGGGGCGGGGAGACUCCUUCUUCAUCCGGACCCACUUUGAGUAUGAGAAAGAGACUCCUCAGAGCCUGGCCUUCAGCCGGGGGGACAUCUUCAAGGUGGUGGACACCCUCUAUGAUGGCAAGCUCGGCAACUGGCUGGCAGUCCGUGUUGGCAAGGACAAGCAGCUGCUGGAGAAAGGCAUCAUCCCCAACAAGAGCAGAGCGGAGCAGAUGGCCAGUGUCCAGAACUCUCAUAAAGCUGUUGCAGGCGAUCGAGCGGACUUCUGGCGGUUGCGAGGUCAACGUUCUUUGAAGAGGAAGGACCUGAGGAAGAGCAGAGAAAACCUGAGCGGUCAGACACUGGCCACCCGCUUCCCCGCGUACGAACGAGUGGUGCUCCGAGAAGCGGGUUUCCGGCGUCCUGUGGUGCUGUUCGGCCCCAUCGCAGACGCAGCCAAUGAGAAGCUGGCCUCUGAGAUCCCCGACCUGUUUGUUAUUGCCAAAACUGAGCCUAAAGACGCCGGAUCUGAGAAGUCCUCAGGAGUGGUCCGCCUGAACACCAUCCGACAAAUCAUCGAGCAGGACAAGCACGCCCUGCUGGAUGUGACACCCAAGGCAGUGGACACCCUGAACUACACCCAGUGGUACCCCAUCGUCAUCUUCUUCAACCCCGACAGCAAGCACGGCAUCAAGGCCCUGAGACAGAGGAUCGCCCCCAACUCCAACCGCAGUGCCCGCAAACUGUACGAACAGGCCGUCAAACUGAGGAAGACCUGCUCUCACUUAUUCACUGCCACCGUAGAUCUGAACUCAGCCAACGAUGCCUGGUACGGCAGCGUCAAAGACUCUAUCAGAGAACAGCAGAUGCAGGCUGUGUGGGUUUCUGACGGCAAGCUGGAGGGAGUAGAGAGUGAUCUGGACUGCCAGGACGUGGAGCGCCUGUCCUUCCUGUCUGCCAUGUCGGCCGACUACCUCAGCAUGGACAGCCGGCUGACCUCUGACCUCGACGACACUGCCGACGAGGGUGGGGCCUACACCGACAACGAGCCCGACGCGGAGAUGAUGCACAUCUCCGCCAUCAGCCGCUCGUCUGAACCUGUCACAGCUGAAGAGAUCUUGCGCAGGUACAGUCCAGACAUCAGGAGUCGAUUGAGGAAAAUCAGCAGCCGUGACGUCCUCAACAGGUCCAGCCCUCCACCUGUCUUCUUACCAGACAGCAAGCUCUUUACCUCCACCCAAAGGAACAAACUGCCCUUCCCUUUGAGGAACGGCCUGAUAUGGAGAAACCACUCUCCCUGCAGUUCCGAGUCCUCCGACCUCAGCUCAGUGGACCAGAUGGGUACCCUGAAUCCCCCUCACUUAUUGGUGAAACUGUCUCUGAGAGACGACUCCAGCAGCCCACGCCAUCACCACCGGCAGCACCACCCUCCACCCCCCAGCUCCAGUCGAAGUUACGAUUCUCCGUCCAGCAGCAGCCCCGCCAGCAGCAAUAACGACCCUCCGCCACUCAUCCCCCGGUCGGCUGCCUCCUCCGGGCCGCUUCCUCCGGCUCACCACUUCAACUCCUGUAGCAAACUGUGGCCCCCGGGAGCGCCCCAUUCCCCCGCCGCGCCCAGGCCCGGCAGUGGCGGGAGCACGGUGGAGGCUUCACUUCACUCACCCGUGCCUCUGCCCAGUGCAAUGGGCUGUAGGCAGCAGGAGGAGGCAACUAAGGACAGCCCUGUGGACGAUCCGUCCUUGAGGUCCUUCCUGGGGAAGAUCAAGGCCUUCGAGAAGAUGGAUCACUUCGCCCGAGCCCAAAGGAUGCUGGAACUGCAGGAGGCGCAGAAUGCCAGGUUGGAAAUUGCCCAGAAGCACCCAGACAUCUAUGCUGUUCCUCUGAAGACAGCCAAGCUGGAUCACACUCGCCCACAGCCUAUCGGGUAGGCUCAAUACUGCCAUAGGACUGUUUCCAAGCUGCGCUCUCCAGCUCCCGUCCUGAACCCCAGACUCCUCCGUCCUCCAAGGAGGGACGUCCUGUCUACCCCAGCCAAGAGGAGGCAGAGUCGGAGGCAGUGCCAGGAUACUACACCGCCAACUCCUUCCAGUACCAGGACACUCAGUUGUAGGUUCAGCACACAGCAGCUGUGGCCGCCCUCGGCUUCCUGGACGUACAUGUACACAUGCACUGCAUAAGCAGUCUAUUUACACACAUACCAUUCCAUCAUGCCCUGCACAAGUAAGCUGCUGACUUUGGACUGACUCUCGCUUCUUUGAUAUUAAGGGGGCGGGGGGGUGUUUUGGUUCAUGGAAGUUAAAGCAAUCUGUGCUAUCCAUUUGGAUAGGAACACACUGUAUUAACUUUCCUUUUGAUGUUGUAUUUGAUUGCUUCUUUCUUACCUACCACUUUUGAAGGUCAAAACUGAGUGAUUAGGAACCACUUGUUUUCUUGCCUAUGCAACUCUUCAGUUUUUUGCACAGCAACUGAAACUUAAUGCCACAAGUUUUGCCCUCACAAAAAACCUCAACAAACCUAAAGACCACAAUGCGCUUUAUCACAUCUAUUCCUUUCUUUUUUAAGCUCCUAUUAUUGCCAGCUAUAUAUAUAUAUAUAUAUAUAUAUAUAUAUAUAAAUAUAUUAUUACAUACAACAAAUAUAUGUAUAUAUACAUAAAUGUAUUUAAAGUCAAGUGUUUAUACUCUGUCUUUGCAUUCCUUCGUAUAUGACAAUGCCUGUGUAUACAUACAGUAUAUAUCUAUAUAUAGUCUAUCUAGUAACACUGGAAUUUGUUACAAUUUUUUGAAGUGCCUUUUACUUUCUAAGUCCCAUGAGGUUCGGGUUGUCUUUCCUCCACCCCUCAGCUACCCAGCCGUACUAAAACCUCUGCUGCUGUCAAGCUUCAAGGGAAACCAGGGAACCAGUGACACCAAAUCUCAAUGCUGUCCCCCCCUCACACACCGUACUGUCUGCUGUCACCUCCAGGGGCAAAACACACACCCUGCAGCCAGUAUCUCAGCCAUGUGUAAGAAAGGGCAAAAGCUGUCUGAUCUCUAUAGUCCAAUCAAGAACAAUAUCAGUCUAACCAGUUAUUUUAAAUUGAGAUAAUUAGAGUCAAAGUUGUAAUCUGUAAAGGCCCGGUCACUCCAGCAUUAAACAGUCCAAAUUCUUCAAUUUUGUAAACUUAACACGGGUCAUUACCCAAUAGUGAAUUGUCUUGACAGUUCUGAUCUUUAAAGGAAUAGACAGCCAGAGAGAGAAGAAGAUAUCAUUUAACAGUUAUUAGCUGUGUUCCACUUUCAUAUAACCUUGUCUGUCAGAGUACAAAAUGCUCCACAAGAAGCAAAGGUUUAAAAGGCAACAGUUGAUGCUUCAAAUACAUCUCUUGAAUAAAUUGUGUAAAACUAUUGUCCCGUUAUUGCCCACUCUAACUAGCUCACCAAAAUGUUGGUGAUUUGUGGGUCGCAGGAGAUUUCUUUUUGUUAUGGCAGCACCCCGGUUGGCCGCUCAGGCAAAUUGGCAGCAAGACUUCCGAUCGACCGUCCUAUCCAGCUCUCUGAAUACAUCCAUGAGCUAGUCCUGUGAACAGUCACUGCGUCACCAAGGUUCUAGCACCACCUAUUUUACUAGGAUGUGCAAUGAAUUUUGCUGUGCCACUUUCUGGUUUGACCGGGCCUUGAGAUCUUGUUUUGUAAUUAUUGGCAUCCCUGAUGCUCAGCAUGCUGUUUUUGCACUGUACCUCUCAGCCAGAAAGGAUUUGCUAGUCGUAACUGUGUGGCCAGCAGCGUGAUGUCUUUUGCCUUGGAGUGUUUUGUCGAUAAAGUUUCUACAGGUGGUGCCCUCUUCUGUCUGUUCAGCCAUGGUAGCUAUCACUGCCUUUGCUAACACCCUGUUAAGUGAUAAGGUUGGUGACAUUCUAUAUUGUCUUAUGGUCAGCCAAUCCCAUGUUUCCAGCCAAACCAGCAAUGAAUGUAUCUACUUACAAGUAUUGUUAUUGAUGAUAUAUCGUAUUCCUCUGUGUCAUAGAGCUCCGUUGUUGUCCAACACCUUUUAGAGACUAGACUCUAAAAGGUGUUGGCCACCAAAUGUGGAUUCAUCCGCUGCUGAAAAUAGUCCCCAACAAAUGCACUAUUUCCUCCUGUGUGAGUAGCAUUUGUUAAAAACUACAGUGUUCAGCUGUUUUAGGAAAGUACUGAACCUUUAAAAAAAAAGUAAACUAUAUAUUUGUGAGCCUUUUAAUAGAAAAAUAAUUCAGUAGGAACCAGAAAGUAUUGAGAGAUAGACUAAAGCGGUGUUGAUUAUGGUCUUUAUGUAUGUGACGAUAAGAAGAAUAUAGAAUAACACCAGCCCUAUCUUUUCAAAGCUGUGCCCCAUGAAUAAGAGGAGCAGGAUCAGCCCUCUGAACGGAUGAACUUGCUAGGGGGCCAUUGGGCGUUGGGCCUACAUUUUGACACAGAACCCCUCUUCAAGACCUCAAGACCAAUAAAGCAGGACCCCUUUGAAGGCCCUUAUCAUGUCAUUUGAUUUUGUGGUGCAUAUUCCCAAACUAAUUUCCAAUUAGAUUAGCUCAAACAAGUUGACAUAGUUAGCUUUCAGGGCCCCCAGAGUAGUCACCCCCUUUAGCUGGGUUGGCAGCCUUUUCUGAAGGACUCCUUAGGCUGUGUCUUUCCAAGGGUGGGGGGCAUCUUCUUUUAUUAUAGUGCGUUCCAUUUGUACUCGGAUUUCCGAGUUCGGAACUCGGACAACCUCCGAGUAGCCCCAGCUCAGAAUCCAACAUGGCUGCCCCGUGCAUCAACAGUAGUGAAAGCUGUAGUAACAUACAGUUAUUUGUGUCUCACUCAACCAGUUUUACACACAGUCCUGUCCAACUUCUAUCUGUGGACAUGUUGUUAAGCUGUUUGUGUGAACAAAAAACAGCAUAAUGCUCUGUUAUCAACUGCUAUUGUUAACAGUGGCUAACCUGGCUACAGCUAACCCCACAAUGAAAAAUCUAACUUGUAAAUGGAACGUAUUCAACUCGAUUGUGACGUCAUUCCCAGCUGUGGCUUCCGAGUUCAGAGGUAAAUGGAACACACUAUUAUUCCAAACAACCCACAGACAUUAAACACAUGACUUCCUACAUUUCCCUACACAAACCUACCAGACAGGCAACUUUUUUGUCUUCUAUCAGUGUAUCAGAGUGGAGCAAAGCAAAUGUACAAAAGCAUACACCCAGAAGGAAACCUCUGAUAGUGGAGUGUAGAUCUAAGCCACAGAGAUAUGGGCCCGUGUGUGUUUAGGCCUGGUCUUGGUGUCUGUGGUGGAGGCAGACAGUUCUACUUGGUCUGGCCUCCACUAGCAGUGUGAAUGAAUGGGGUCCCACAAGUUUUUACAUAUACUUGAUUGUAUUUCUCAGUUCACUCUUUACCUCCACACAUGAGCUACAAAGUGCUUACGGUCAGAAUCCAAGUGCAAUGGACUGGCAUUGAGCUCAUGGAGUAUACUGUAAUGGGUCAUCAUGGCAGAGGGUUACAAAUGAGACAGAGAGAAUGAGAAGAAUGGUUGGACUGUGUCUGCUGAGUUUUUCCAUGUUUUCACCUUAAAACACCAAAUAAAACAAAAAGUCUUAA